GCUUUUGUGACUUGUGACCAUUUUCUUCUCUUGCAAUAACCAUGAAGACUUCCUCAGGUACAUCUCAUCUUUGUCCUUCUCUAAAAUCUUUGUCCAAUAAAGUAGGAGGCAUGUUCUGCCACUGUGGUUCACCAAACAAGUACAAGAGGUUGGACACAAAGCUUGAAAAGAAACUGGUUGAAGUCAAGAGAGGUUCACAAGGAGUUGGUAAUUUUAAGUCAAUAAACAGCAUAAUCAUGAAGUUCCCUCAGUUCAGAGAGGAGUUGAAAAGGAUAAGAAGUGUCUUUGAACAGUAUGAUGAAGAUUCUAAUGGCGCUAUUGACCGCGUGGAACUGAAAAACAGUUUACAACAACUUCAGCUCCAACUUAGCGAGGAGGAAGUUGAUGAUCUUUUUCAUUCUUGUGAUAUUGAUGGGAGUGAGGGGAUACAAUUCAAUGAAUUCAUUGUUCUUCUUUGCCUCAUUUAUCUCCUAAAGGACCAACCUUUAUCCUCUAAUAUUAUGUCGAAAAUGGGGUCGCCACAACUUGAAGCAACUUUUGAUACAAUAAUUGAAGUGUUCUUAUUCCUGGAUAAAAAUGGUGAUGGAAAACUGAAUAAGAAAGACAUGGUCAGAGCACUGAAUGAUUCUAAUACUUCUGAGAGAUCCCCGGCACACAUCACCAGGAGCCGAUUCAGAGAAAUGGAUUGGGACAGAAAUGGGCAUGUCAGUUUCAGGGAGUUCCUCUUUGCUUUCAUUCACUGGGUUGGAAUCGAAACCGACGAAGAAAUGCCCGUUACAGGAAGUUAUCAUGAGUAGUGCAUUAGAAUAUUUUUAAGUGGAAUAACUGUUUAAAAUGAAGGCUGAAUACAUGCAAACAUCUCAAACAUGUCAGUCAAACGGUAGCAAUUAAUUCAUGCUUAGUUCUUUUAUUGUUUCUUUGGAAUUUUGUUCUGCACUAUUUUGUGACUAACAAUCAUAUUAAAUAAGUGAUAUGAUAUUUUCUUUUCCAGAAUCUAUUUCUUCUCUCUAGAUAGACAAAACACGAGUAAUUUUAUAUA
Messenger RNA from Morus notabilis, 1039 nucleotides. RefSeq names its product probable calcium-binding protein CML22. Gene Ontology annotation, molecular function: calcium ion binding. Bases 42 to 797 code for a protein of 251 amino acids. The transcript has 5 exons. The record is from RefSeq and is a predicted model, not a curated record. Lineage: Eukaryota; Viridiplantae; Streptophyta; Magnoliopsida; Rosales; Moraceae.